Messenger RNA from Anopheles coluzzii, 839 nucleotides. RefSeq names its product peritrophin-1-like. The record is from RefSeq and is a predicted model, not a curated record. Gene Ontology annotation, cellular component: extracellular region. The transcript is spliced from 3 exons. NCBI's taxonomy places the organism in Eukaryota, Metazoa, Arthropoda, Insecta, Diptera, Culicidae. Gene Ontology annotation, molecular function: chitin binding. The coding region runs from base 92 to 751 and encodes 219 amino acids.
AUUAGAUAGCUACCGUUCUCUCGAAAACGUAUAAAACACCAACGAUAUUGAGCCGCGAACAUUGUGUUAAAAUUAUCACUGUAAGAUCAGGAUGAUAAAAGCAACAAUAUUACUUGCUCUUGUGGCUAUUAUUGGUUGUGCCGCGGCACAAACAACUACAACUCAGUCUCCAGCGAGUGAUCCAUGUGUGGAAACGGCGACAGCUGACGGAUUUCUCCCCCAUCCAACUGAAUGUACCAAGUACUUUUCGUGCUACGGCGGCAAAGGUUACGAGCAGACAUGUCCUGAUCAAAAAUAUUUCGAUCCAAUUAAUUUGUUAUGCGACAUUCCUGAGAAUGUAGACUGCGUCGUGAACAACUGCCCACCGAAUGAAAUUGUAUAUCUGCCCGUUAAUGGCUCAUGUACAGACUUCAUACGAUGCAUUGGUGGAGUGGCUUAUGAAAGUUCAUGCCAGCCAGGCUUGUUUUUUGAUCCAGCACUACAAGAAUGUAAUUUGGAAAGCGAGGUAGAUUGCGUAGUAAAUCCCUGCACACAACCACCGCCAGACCCUCCUAUCCUGGAAAUCUAUCCAAACCCAGGAAACUGCAAAGAGUAUAUCCUAUGUUUGAAUGGCGAAGGAAUUGUUCGGCAAUGCGCUCCAGGACUGUUCUUUGAUGAGCAGGCAACGAGUUGUGUAGCUGGCUUUGAGGGUGAUGGCUGUACUAGUGAAAUUGCUACCGACGCACCUGUAAUGAAUAGAGCUCUUUGGUAGAAGAAGUUGGAAUUGGUUAGGUCUGUCGUAUAUUGCUGUUAUGCAAAUAAAGACACUGAACACCCAAAAGUUGUGACGUGAAAUUAAA